Molecule: messenger RNA, 7155 nt
Organism: Owenia fusiformis
Lineage: Eukaryota; Metazoa; Annelida; Polychaeta; Sabellida; Oweniidae
Source: the annotation of a GenBank genome assembly
AGUGAUGACAUUGGGAUCUACAUUUACUACUCUUGAUUCGAGGGAUAACAUACUACACAAAUGGAGUCACCGGAACCCUCCCCCUUCCGCCUCUUCACAAAGGACUCACUCUUCAACAUUGAACGGAGGAUCGCAGAGGACAAUGCGAGGAAGGAAGAAAAGAAAAUACGGCAAAAGGAACAUCCGGAUGACCUGGAAUCCUCGAAGCCUGAGAACGAGCCUCAGCCAAAUCCCAAACUUGAGGCUGGGGCCAAACUUCCUCUGCAGUUGCAGGAUUUCCCUCCAGAAUUAGUAGGCAAGCCAGUUGAGGAGCUUGAUGAAUAUUAUGAUGAUAAAAGAACAUUUGUCGUGAUAGGGAAGGAUAAGACGCUAUUCCGAUUCAGUGCUACUGAUGCCUUGUUUGUGCUGACGCCCUGGAACCCAGCGAGGAGGGUCGCCAUGCACGUUCUCUGCCAUCCAAUGUUCAGUAUGAUAAUCAUGCUAACUAUUCUGUCCAACUGUAUAUUUAUGUCUCUCACUGACCCGAUAGAGGAGUCUGAGCCUGUAUUUACUGCUAUAUACACAUUUGAAGCGGCCGUGAAGAUCCUUUCUCGCGGUUAUGUACUAGCCCAAUUUACAUAUCUCAGAGAUGCUUGGAACUGGUUAGAUUUCAUAGUCAUUGUUUUAGCUUAUGUUACAAUGUUUGUGGACCUAGGGAACUUAUCUGCACUCAGAACUUUCCGGGUCCUUCGAGCUUUGAAAACUGUUGCUGUUGUACCUGGAUUGAAAACCAUUGUUGGUGCCUUAAUGGAAGCUGUAAGACGUUUAAGGGAUGUGAUGAUUCUUACAAUCUUCGUGCUUAGUAUAUUUGCUUUGGUGGGGCUACAGAUCUACAUGGGAACCCUCAAGACCAAAUGUGUAUUAGAACCACCAGAAGGUUGGCCAUGGGAGGCUCCUUACAAUAUGUCAGAAUCUGUCUUGAAAAACUGGACAGAGGAUCCAACCCACUGGUAUGAACACCCUGUCACUCAGAUGCCAAAUGUAUGUAGAAAUUACAGUCAAGAUGAAAAUGGAACAAUAACUGAUGAUCCUGCUGGUAGUUUUAUUGCUCCAUUUUCAGCCCAUUGGGUUAUGAAUGAAGCGAUGGGAGACACACCUUUAGUUUGUGGUAACAAUACUGACGCAGGGAGUUGUCCAAAGAAUUACACAUGUUUACCAAAUAUUGGGGAAAAUCCUAACUAUGGUUACACAUCCUUCGACAACUUUGCCUGGGCUCUUUUAUGCUCGUUUAGGCUGAUGACACAAGACUAUUGGGAAAACCUAUAUCAAUUGGUGAUUCGAGCCAAUGGACCAUUUCAUAUGCUAUUCUUCAUCCUCGUGAUAUUUAUGGGCUCGUUUUACCUAGUAAACUUGAUAUUGGCCAUCGUGGCAAUGUCGUAUGAUGAACAACAAAAGGCUGACCAAGACGAAGCCGAUGAGAAUGAAAGGGCGGAGACUCUACAAAAGGCUAAUUUGGAAGCUAAAGCCAUGACUGUCUCUGAUAUGAAGAAAAGCAUCUCGUCUGAUAUUGACCAACUAGACUACUAUGACAAAAGUAGCAGAAUAGAUGCUGAGAGGCUUAGCAUAAAAUCAGAUACCUGUGCGGGAAUAGAUACGAAAAAGAAACUUACCGUAGUUCGACACAAUAGGAAGACAAGUUUGAGCUUGCCUCCAUCACCAUUUACUCAUAGAAGAACAGGGAGUGGUUUCAAUUGGCGGAAAGCUCGUCACCCUGGAGACCGUCAGCCACUUGUGCUGCCAUAUUUGGACAAAGUGAAUUUGCAGUUACCAUUUGCUGAUGACUCUGCAGCAGUAACUCCAACAUCUGAUGAUCUUAAUCUAUGCAACCCUAUUGGGAAACGGGAGCGAAGAGCUAGUUCCUCAUCAAAUAACAGUCACCGAUCAGGAUCUUUUAUUGAGCGACGACCUAGUCAAAAAAAAUCUGGAUCACUUCUCGAGCAAUGGACUAAUAGGCGACCGGGCUCAUUCACAGACAGACAGUCAGUCAGACGCGCUAGUAUUACAUCCUUCCAGAGAUUUAGGGAAAGAAAUGCAAGUAAAAAGAGUUCGGGGUCCAGGUCUAGUACUAAGAAGAAUAGCAAUGGGCACCCUCUUCUACCUGCAGUAAUUGUAGAUAGAACAAAGUCAGAUGAUAUUGGGUCUUCCAUAAGCAGUUUAGACGAGGAUGAAAAAUACGCAAAUAAUCCAUUUCUAAGAAGCACUCCUACUGGAUCGUACCUUGACAUGAAAGAUGUGAUGGUAUUCAAGGACUUGUACAACGAAGUAGCGUCAACAGGAAAACGAAAAAGCUGUAUGAGCGAAUACGAAGGGAUGACCAGGAAGGAGUACAUCAAAGCUCAGUUGCUUGAGAUAUUCUGUGGUUGGACGUGCUGCCCAUGUUACAUCAAGUUUCAAGAAAUCGUCAAGCUUUUCAUCAUGGAUGCCUUUGUGGAUCUGUUCAUUACACUCUGUAUCCUGGUAAACACUGCAUUUAUGUCACUGGACCACUAUGGCAUGACAGCUGAGUUUAAGGAAGUUUUAAAAAUGGGAAAUUUGGUUUUCACUGGGAUAUUUACUGCCGAAGCAGUUCUCAAACUAAUUGCUCUGACUCCAAUGGUAUACUUCAAAAAUGGUUGGAACUGCUUUGAUUCAUUUAUUGUAGCACUAAGUCUGAUAGAGUUGCCUCUAGAGGGUGUCAGUGGCCUCUCAGUUUUACGGUCAUUCAGAUUGCUUCGUGUAUUCAAACUGGCAAAAUCUUGGCCUACUCUCAACCUGCUGAUUAGCAUUAUUGGACGAACCCUAGGUGCUCUGGGGAAUUUAACAUUUGUACUUGGAAUUAUCAUAUUUAUAUUCGCUGUAAUGGGGAUGCAACUGUAUGGAAGUGGAUAUAAAGAAAAAGCCUGCGAUUUUAAAGAGUAUGACGAUAAAGGAAACUGUUUAAUCCCUCGUUGGAACUUUACAGACUUUUUUCAUUCGUUCAUGAUAGUGUUCCGAGUGCUAUGUGGGGAAUACAUAGAGUCAAUGUGGGGAUGUAUGCAUGUUAAUGACUGGACGUGUAUCCCAUUCUUCCUAUUGACUAUGGUUGUUGGAAAUUUAGUGGUCCUCAAUCUUUUCCUUGCUUUGCUGUUGUCAUCGUUUGGUACAGAUAACCUACAACGAUCGGAUGACGAUAAAGAAAAUAAACUCCAAGAGGCCACUGAAAGAAUCAACAGAUUCUUUACAUAUUGUAAAUCACAGAUCAUGUAUUUCAUCAAAGUGAAAAUAAAACGGAAGCCAAUGACGGUUCCCGUUAGUGCUAGUAGCAGUCCAACACCCUCAAAGACAGAUUUGACUGAAUUCAAUGAAAAAAUGGGAUUUACUGAUGGACAAGUUCAACCAAUUAGAAAUGGGAAAUUAUGUGAAAAUAGGACAAAUGGAGGCAAUCCUAAUAACAUAGACGCGCUAAAGAGGAAAGAAAUUGAGGCAAAUAAGGAGGCUGCAUACCAUUAUAAUUCAAUGACUAAGGAGCCUGAGACAUUGAUGUCAUUACUAGAGGCGACUCACAGUAAUUCUUCAUCAUCAUCUUCUUUAAUCUCCUUGGACUUAAAGGAGGAUGCACCUACAAGACCAAUCAGUCGGACAUCCAUCCAUAAAUCGCAAUCGGAAGGGACCAUAUCUAAACACAGCCUCACUUCUACUUCGAAGAAACGGGUGCAUAUCCAUGACCACGCUGUCCCAAGCACGUCAACAGUGUCUCCUGUGGACGAAAAGGGGAGUCUGUACCUUGCGUUGGAUGACACUGCCUCACUCAAUUCCAUAGACAAUCCACCUGCAAUGUCACCUGAGAUUAACGAGGUCGAAUUAGUGUACCUAGAUCAACCUGAAGACUGUUUUCCGCACAUUUGUUCCAAUAAAUGUCCAUGGUGCGACGCUUGCAUGGGGACCAGGAUCGGCAAGAAGUUUUGGUUAUUUAGAACUUAUAUGUUCAAGCUCGUAGAACAUAACUAUUUUGAGACCUUCAUUAUUGGGAUGAUCAUGGUCAGCAGCAUGGCAUUGGCUUUAGAGGACAUUCAUUUCUAUGACAGACCGUGGCUUGUUAUGACGCUCUACGUUUUGGACAAAAUCUUCACGGUUGUUUUUGUGGCUGAAAUGCUGAUUAAAUGGUCAGCCUAUGGUUUCAAAAAGUACUUUACGGAUGCUUGGUGCUGGUUAGACUUUACAAUUGUGUCUAUUUCACUUGUGAGUCUCGCAGCAGAAGGUUUGGGGUUAAACAAUAUAGGGGCCUUCCGAGCGCUGAGAACAUUACGUGCGCUUCGGCCUUUGAGAGCUGUAUCACGAUGGGAAGGAAUGAAGGUGGUCGUGAAUGCCCUAAUCGGUGCCAUACCCGCUAUAGUCAACGUACUAUUAGUAUGUUUGAUUUUCUGGCUGAUAUUUGGCAUAAUGGGAGUCCAGCUAUUCCUUGGUUGCUUUGGUAAAUGUAAAGAUAUUGAUGGACGUACGCUUAAUCGGACUAUAGUAAAAACCAAAGAAGAAUGUGAAAACAUGACAGCAACUCAUAACUACACGUGGGAGCACUCUAGAGUAAACUUUAACCAUGUCGGAAAUGCUUAUGUGGCCCUCUUGCAAGUUCACUCUAGAGUAAACUUUAACCAUGUCGGCAAUGCUUAUGUGGCCCUCUUGCAAGUUGCAACAUUUAAAGGAUGGGGGCAGAUACUGGCUGAUGCGACAGACUGCAUGGGAGAAGAUUUGCAACCGGAUAGAGAGGCGGGCUUGAUCUACUACAUCUAUUUUGUGCUCUUCAUCAUAUUUGGCUCAUUCUUCACUCUGAAUCUGUUCAUUGGUGUUAUCAUUGAAAACUUCAAUAUGCAAAAGAAAAAGUCAGGAGGCUCCUUAGAGAUGUUUAUGACCGAGGACCAGAAGAAAUAUUACAAUGCCAUGAAGAAACUAGGAUCGAAGGCACCACAGAAGCCUGUACCAAGACCAAAGUUCAAAUUCCAAGCACUCAUUUUCGACAUUAGUACCAAUCAGAAGUUUGAUAUCUUUAUCAUGGCCAUUAUUCUGCUAAACAUGACAACAAUGUCUGUCGAACAUUUCAACCAGUCGAAAGACCUCACCAUGGUGCUUGAUUACAUCAACAAAGUCUUCAUUGCCAUAUUCACAUUAGAGUGCGUUAUGAAACUAUUCGCACUGAGACAGUACUACUUCAAACAACCAUGGAACGUUUUCGAUUUUAUUGUUGUAGUCUUCUCUGUUGUAGCUUUGUUCAUGUCUGAUAUUUUUGCAAAGAUGUCUUUCUCGCCAACGUUACUACGUGUCGUUCGAGUGUUCAGAGUGGGCCGUGUCCUGCGUCUCGUGAAAGGUGCUAAGGGAAUACGGACACUUCUCUUUUCGAUGGCCGUAUCCAUGCCAGCUCUAUUUAACAUUGGACUUCUGCUGUUCUUGAUUAUGUUCAUUUUUGCCAUUUUCGGCAUGAACUUCUUUAUGCGGGUGAAGCACACCGCAGGUAUAGAUGACAUGUUCAACUUUGAGACAUUUGGCCGAAGUAUGAUCAUCCUCUUUCAAAUUGCAACAUCUGCUGGGUGGGAUGGAGUAUUCGAUGCACUCAUGAAUGAUGAGCUGGGUGUUAAUUGUGAGAAUAUCACGAUCCAUGCUGUUGGACAGAAAGACAUAGAGGCAAAUAACUGUGGCAAUUCAACACUUGCAGGUGCAUAUCUCAUAACGUACCUUGUAAUUAGCUUCCUUGUCGUAAUCAACAUGUACAUUGCUGUUAUCUUGGAAAACUUUAGUCAAGCCACAGAGGAUGUUCAAAAAGGCUUGACACAGGAGGACUUUGAUGUAUAUUAUGAAAUAUGGGAGAAAUUUGACCCGGAGGCUACUGAGUACAUUCCGCUUGAGAAAAUGAGUGAACUUUGUGAUAAUCUGGAGGAACCUCUGUAUCUCCCCAUACCAAACUACUAUAAGCUUAUAUCUUUCGACAUAACAAUUUGUCGAGAUGACAAGGUACAUUGUGUCGACAUUCUAGACGCAUUGACAAAGAACUUUUUAGGUACAACCGACGCGGGAGAUGUGGAGGAUACUAUAGUGAAAAAGCGUAAAAAUUAUGAGCCGGUGAGUUCAACGUUACAUCGUCAACGAGAAAUAGUGUGUGCAAAAAUUAUUCAAAAAGCCUAUAGGAAAUACAGACAGGAUCAUCCUUUUAAUGAAAAAGUUUUAGAAGAACGUAAACUGAAGCGCGAGUGUGAUAAAGCAAAGGAUAGUACUAUUAUUGAAAUCGAACGCGAGGACGUACCAAAGGGCACCGAUACUCACAUAUUAACAGCUGAGACUGAUGAUGGUGAUGGUGAUCGAACGGUUACUUUAGAUCCUGAGAGUGGUAUUGUAGCAUGACAUCAUGCCACGUCCUAAGCUGCUCAGUCAUCACCAUCGUCAUCUCAAUACAUAUAUAUUCAUAUUGCAGUGCUAGUCGUACAUUUAAACGUCGAUGUGUGACGGAGUGCCAGAUACGUUCUACUUUUGAGAGGGAAUACUAGUGAUUUAAGGUAAACUCCUGAAGGGUGGUAUAGUGUAUUAGUCAGCGUCACCAAUUGACCUACAACUCUGUACUAAUGGAGACGUUGUGUAUCUGUUUUUUUAUUGUUCGUUAACGGAUUAGACGUGUACGUAACGGCAAUGGUACACUUGAUGAAAACAAACUAAUGCAUGAAGUAGUUACGUUAAUGUUUUAUAGUUCACUUGAUCUGAAUCCCGGAAAUUCAAUAAUAAAAUAUAUAAGAAGCGUGUUUUCUUGCUUCAUUUUUGUAUAUAAACAUAACAUGGCUCGUUUGAUUUUUCGUUUAUUAUUGAAAUUCCUGGCCUCGGGUGAAGAUAAUGCAAAAAGAGACUGCUACUCCUUAUUGGUCGAAGUACAAACAGUUAGGUUGUACUUGCGUUCGAUCAACAACAGGUAAUGUUAUUUAUUCAAAUGCCUUUAAAUAUACAUGUUUAAGUAGAUAGGUUUUAAUUUUAUCACUUGUAGUUAAUGUAAUAUUGAUAUAUGAAGAGUUUUGGGAAUAGCAAGGCCCAUUGCGGCCAAUGGUCGUAAUGAUUCAGAGAUAUGCAAGGAGGAUUUGCUCCCAGGGUUCCAUCUCGAUAUUCUGCCAUAUUUGGAGUCAUGCCGUG